UAUCGUGUAGUCAAAGAGAAGAAAACAUCAGCCAAUCAGGAAGCACGUUUCCUUUUAAAAGACAGCCGGGAAACUCGCAACCAAAACAAACGUCAUUUUGUACUGGUAUUUUACAAACGCUUGAAAAACGCUAAACAGAGAAAACGCUAUGAACAUGGACACGAUGCUUUUCGUAGAUCAGGAGAAUGGCAGACUGACAACUCCUGCCAUCAAAUCUCGCCAGAAAAGACUGCACUCUGCUCCAGAUCAGUGCAUGAGAACACCUCUGACAGGAAAGACACAUCUCUGUACUCCCCUGCAAUCAAACCGGACCGCUUUAGGUGCUGUAAAUAAGAUUCUUACCACUUCAGCAACUUCUAAAAAAGUAGAGGAGAAAGCUAAACCUGCUGAAAAAACUAAGUGCAGUGUGCCAUCUCAGUCUGCAGAUGCGGAAUACCCGGAGAUUGAGAAGUUCUUCCCAUACAAUCCAAGCGAGUUUGAGACGUACAGUGUUCCUGAUGAAGUCUGCCUCAGUCGUUUUUCUCUGGCUGGUCUGGCAAAACGGCCAUGGCCACCAGCCCCACCUGUGGAACAGUUGCUUGUGCUGGAUCCAUGUUUGCCAUUAUCACCUUUAAAGAUGCCCAAAGAAACGGAAUACGUUGAUGAAAUGAAGGCUUUCCUACAGACGAUUGAAGAGCUGACCAUUGACUUGCCACCUGAACCUGAAUUCUAAAUGCAUUUUGUGUGACUUUUUUUUUUUAAAACGUUUUAAUAAAGGUUUUGUUGUUUUAAA
Messenger RNA from Misgurnus anguillicaudatus (oriental weatherfish), 772 nucleotides. NCBI's taxonomy places the organism in Eukaryota, Metazoa, Chordata, Actinopteri, Cypriniformes, Cobitidae. The record is from RefSeq and is a predicted model, not a curated record.